GGCCAUGGUUUGUUAAUAGCCAAUAAUCGAUCGGACUUGUGGGUGGUGGAUCCGGGCCGCGUCUGGAGGGGCCCGGACCAGUUGUCGCUAUUCUUUUGCGUAUGGCAUAAAAUAAAUUGUUGUGAAAAAUGAGCGGAGAGCCGGAUGCACUGUCAGUUGUUAAUCAGCUGCGGGACUUGGCUUCAGAUCCUUUAAACCGGCGAGCCAUCGUACAGGAUCAAGGAUGUCUCCCAGGCCUCAUCUUAUUCCUUGACCAUCCCAAUCCUCCAGUGGUUUACUCUGCUCUUCUGGCUCUCCGAUAUUUAGCAGAAUGCCGUGCCAACAGGGAGAAAAUGAGAUGCGAGUUGGGGAUGAUGCUGAGUUUGCAGAAUGUCAUUCAAAAGACUACCACACCAGGGGACACACAGCUCCUUGCCACUGAAGUCUAUGACCUUCUGCAGUCAUCCAGCACAGCAGAUGGCGAUUGUAUGAAUGAGAUGAACUCACGGAGGCGGAAAGCUCAGUUCUUUCUUGGAGCCACAAAUAAACGUGCCAAAACUGUGGUCUUACAUAUUGAUGGCCUUGAAGAUACGUCCCGAAGGAGUCUUUGUGAAGAUGCCCUGUUAAAAAUCAAAGGCGUCAUUAGCUUUACAUUUCAAAUGGCAGUUCAGAGAUGUGUGGUUCGAAUUCGGUCAGAUUUAAAAGCAGAGGCUUUGGCCACAGCAAUAGCAUCUACCAAAGUGAUGAAAGCACAGCAAGUGGUGAAAGGCGAAGCUGGAGAAGAGCUGCUCGUUCCAUUUCAAGAUACUCCUGUGGAUGUGGAGCAGAACACAGAUUUACCAGACUACCUACCUGAGGAUGAAAGUCCGAUGAAGGAACAGGACAAGGCCGUGUCUCGAGUUGGGGCACAUCAGGACAGUGGAAGCAGUUGGCUCAGCAAUGCGGCAAACUUUUUAUCCAGAUCCUUCUACUGGUGACAUGGGCUUAGGGACUAAAGACUGCAACAGCAUUCAGAGAUAUUUCAAUCACCCCAGUGAAGUGCAAUUCUGCAAUAAAAUAAUCUGCAUAAAGUUUUAAAAUGACGCAAAUUACGCUGUGUUCUACAUGUACAGUAACACGCUUGUUAACCAACAUCACGGACAAAUGUUGUAGAAUGUGUUGCUUCUUUUUAUUGCCUGUUGCCUCACUUUAUAAAUGGGUCCACCCUUUGCUAUUACACUGUCCUGUUAUAAGCCAAAUGAUUGUGAUAGUGAACACUUGUUAAUGUCUCGAUUCAGCCUUAAGGUCGCUGGUAUGUCUAUUACACAGGAGUUCUCUGUCCACCUCAGUACUCAGGACCUUUAUUCCCAUUAGACAUUAGCAGUGCAUGAAUGCCUUUUACAAAAAUAUUCUUGUUCUUGCCUUA
Molecule: messenger RNA, 1384 nt
Organism: Nanorana parkeri
Lineage: Eukaryota; Metazoa; Chordata; Amphibia; Anura; Dicroglossidae
Gene: ARMC1
Product: armadillo repeat containing 1
Exons: 7
Coding region: 129-956 (275 amino acids)
Molecular function (GO): protein binding; metal ion binding
Source: RefSeq, a predicted model, not a curated record